GAACAAGAAAUCAACUGUUGCACACGUAUAUUACGAAAGUCAGCCUCUCUUAAUUCCCUAUUGCCUAGCCAAGGAUAGGGUAACAAAUCAGGAAUUUCCUUCUGCCACUCCUGCAAGUGCAAGCGAAAAGAAAAAGAAAAGAAACGAGCAAGCAAUCUACUUUUAAGCUCCCAUUUCCGCCCUGAGAAGGCGAUCUGGGUAGCUGCAACACUUUUUGACGCGUAUUUAAUUUUAUUUUUGUUUUAAGCCACUCUCUGCGAAAACAACGGGGAUUUAGUCCUCUCUAAACAGUGCAACAGUGCAAAUAAAAAACGCUUUCAUUUAUGGUUGAAACCUUGCCUUUUAAUACUUUUUAUGAUGUACUACUUUUUCUUUGCUCACAAAAGUCUACAAAUAAUUGGAGUAUAUGCGUUCUGUUUUGCCAGAGGGCUUUGUUUCAGAAAAGGGGAAGAAAAUCGUCCCUAACAAGAAGGAAGGCUGUGACAGCGUGUACAAGUUUGGGUUUUGUAACUUUUUUUUUCAUUCCUUUCUCCGAGUGGAUUGGUGUCGCUAUUUUCUUUCUAACUCUUAGGUACGUUGUUGUUGGUUCCCUGUUUCCCUUCUUUGGGAUUUUGGAUUUACCCGCUCGUCUUUGGAUAAAAUUACCUCUAAACCAUUUGAUGCCGUUAAAUUCAACUUGAUCAAGUAAAGAUUCGAACUUGAGGAAAAGUACAAACCACAAAAAGAUCAAUCGAAACGCCCAGUUUCUUAAAGGGAGGAAUGCUCGGGAUAAGAAGCGCUUGGAAGGAUGCUGUUUCUAGUAAAAUGGAAAUGAAGACCACUUUUGCAGUUAUUGUGGUGCUGGGCUUAUUCUUUUGUCGGAGUUGUAGCCAAGAACUUAAUCCAAAAGGCAGAAAUGUGUGUAAAGUACCAGGGUCCCCAGGGUUUGUGUGCUGCAGCGGGUGGAGGCAGCAAGGCGACGAAUGCAUAACCCCACUUUGCGAGGGUAACUUCACCUGUAAGGAGAAUGAGGUGUGUGUCAGGCCCAAUGAAUGCCGCUGUCGUCAUGGAUACUUUGGAGCCAGCUGUGAUACAAAGUGUCCGACCCAAUUCUGGGGCCCGGACUGCAAGGGAAAGUGCACGUGCUUUCCCAAUGGCCAGUGCGAUGACGUGACCGGCAAGUGCACCUGCAACCCCAACCGCUGGGGGCCUAACUGCGAGAAGGCCUGCCUCUGCCAAAAGGGAAAGUGCGACCAGGAGACGGGCAAGUGCACCUGCCACACUGGGUUCUGGGGUCCGCAGUGCGCUAACAACUGCUACUGCAGCUCCAACUCGGUGUGCGAGCAGACCACGGGCCGCUGCAUCUGCAACCCGGGCUGGUACGGCCGAAACUGCGGUGCCCAGUGCAAUUGCAAUAAUUCCCCGUGCGAGCAGUACACCGGGCGUUGCCAGUGCCGGGAACGCCUGUGGGGCACACGCUGUGAGCGCUUCUGCCAGUGCGUCCACGGCAAGUGCAACCAGGCCGAUGGGUCCUGCACCUGCACACCAGGGUACCGGGGAAAGUUCUGCCGGGAGCCCUGCCCUGCCGGAUUUUAUGGCCAGAACUGCAGAAACAGGUGUGGCCAUUGUAAAGGCCAACAGCCUUGCAAGGUAACCGAGGGACGCUGUGUGACAUGUGAACGGGGCUGGAACGGUACCAAAUGUGACCAGGCGUGUGUCCCGGGCUUCUUCGGUGAGAACUGCAAGGAUGUGUGCCCCCCUUGCAAAGAUGGUCAUUUCUGCAACCGCAUCGAUGGCAAGUGCUCACACUGUAAUCCCGGCUGGAUGGGAGAUCGUUGUGAGAUGAAGUGCCCAAAUGGAACAUACGGUGAGAAUUGUGAAAACGACUGUAGCCAUUGCUUCAAUGGGGACUGCCACUUUGUCACUGGUGAAUGUCUCUGUGAUCCUGGCUUUUAUGGAACAUAUUGUAAUCAGACUUGUCAGUCUGGUCAAUACGGUGUGAACUGUGCACAAACAUGUUCCUGUCAUGACAUGACAUGCAAUCCAGUCUCUGGAGCCUGCAACCUGCAACCCAACCGGCGGAUGGGUGUGAUCGCGGCCGGGACACUGGUCUUCUUCCUCCUCAUCGUCCUCCUUUCCCUCUUGUUCUGUUGCUGCCUCUGCAAGCAAAAGGAUGAGAGCAACCCAGACCGUGAAAACUCCACCAGCAGCAAAAAGGCCAAACGACUCCUCUGUGGACGUUUCAGUAGAAUCAGCACAAAGCUUCCCCGGAUUCCGCUGAGGCGGCAGAAGUUGCCCAAAGUUGUCGUGGCCCACCAUGACCCUGAGAACACCUUUGACUGCAGCUUCAUUGAGCCCCCCUCUGUGGUGGAGCAGCCUUCCCCUUCCUGGUCCUCCCAGGGGUCCUUCUCUUCCUUUGAGACCAGUGACGACGGCCCAGUUUACUGUGUGCCUCAUGAAGAUUCCGUGGCAGAAAACAAAGACAAGAGUAGCCCAAAUGCGGCAACAGAGAAGACAGUGGCGCCUAGUGAGGAAGAUGCUGGGGAGUACACCUCACUCAAAGACACAGGUUCUACCAAGCAGUCUGCAGGGGACACCAGUGAGACGCCACUACUGAAGUCUUCUGACAGUGAGGGGUCCACCAGUGGCUCUGAGUCUGCCAUUGGGGCUCUUUAUGCUCGCAUUGCUCGACUAUCCAAGCAAUCCAAAGAUGAGGAGGACAAUGGGGGCAGCGAUAUCAAAGGAAAUGGAAAGCCCCCGUCUCCGGAGAGGACAAAACCACGUCCGCCGGACCCAUCCACGAAACCUAAAGUCUCAUGGAUCCACGGUACAGCAGGGGCCAACCAGGCAGAGAAGAGCCAGGGUCCAGCAGUUCCCAAGGAGAAGAAGAGAAGCUCCACUGAGGCCUCUGGGAAGAAUGAAGAGAAGCAGAAAGUCAAGGAGAGAAGCAGCAAGCACAGAGAGCACAAACAUCAGGACACCAAGAACUCAGAGGGGAGCGGUUCCCCUAGCAAACAUAAGGCCCACAAGAGCAGGCCAGGCCAGGAGCAGAUGGAGCAUAUCAACGGGGCGGUGCAGAAUGCUCUGAGGAAAAUUGGCAACUUCCAUGCCGACAAGAAGGGAAGCGAUGCCAAGGAGCCCCCCAAGAGUCCCAGCAAGACACGCUCUGAGGUCAUCCAUCCCCACAUGAAUUCAGAGGCUGCCACCCUCUUAGCCGCCCAGCUGAAAGAGAAGACUCAGAGCAUCAAUCGGAAUGAGGGCGGCAACAAGCCGAAUGGCCUGUCCACCCCUCAGGCCCACAGAGAGAAGCCCACUCCGCCUCAGAAGGCAAAACGCUCCACACCUGGAGCACACCAGAGUUCAACCAAACCCUUGCUGCCCACCUCUAGCAACUUGCAGAAGAUGGUUGCCCCUGUCGCAGAAACUCUGUCUCCAGAGGCUAAAAGCCCAGAGAAACAGGACUCUAAUGGCUCUAAAUCUGGAGACACGGGAGACCCCACACCCAAGAAGAUACCUAUUAAAAAACCUCCAAGGAAGAAAGGCAAGGAAAGUACCUCAGACACUAAGGAAACCUUGGAAACUAAGAGCCAUCCGAAGACAGCCAUUAUGCCACCGCAGAUAGUGAAAUAGACUGUUUUCAAUUGCCAGAGCCGUCAUAUGGUUUUGGUUUGAGACACACAGGACAACUUUGACCUAGUUUUCCAUGCAACAAGGCAAACAAAUCUAAUGGUUUUCCAUCCAAAUGACUGUGGAUUUGAAUUUAUUUGUUUUAGAAAUAUUCUGGACCAAAAGGAUGCAUGGAAAACAUCCUGUAGAAGUCAGACGUGGUUGACAGCUAUCUCUGAAUUAGAGAGGAGCUGUUAUGAAGAACUCUAAACCGUUCAGUAUUACUUGGAUUUAAUGCAGUGUUUUCAUUUUUUUCAGUUUUGUAUACUUGCAAUUUAGUAUUUUCUAUUAUUAUGUGCAACACAGGAUAUAACUACGAGAUAUCAAACAGUUCUGACAGUGGCAAAAUUCCUAAAUCAGUACUGGACUGCAUUUCUCUCAUAUAUGCCCACCACUAUGUAUUUUUCAACUUAUUUUGUAUUUGAUAUAU
Molecule: messenger RNA, 4075 nt
Organism: Megalops cyprinoides (Indo-Pacific tarpon)
Lineage: Eukaryota; Metazoa; Chordata; Actinopteri; Elopiformes; Megalopidae
Gene: scarf2
Product: scavenger receptor class F, member 2
Exons: 11
Coding region: 760-3609 (949 amino acids)
Molecular function (GO): scavenger receptor activity
Source: RefSeq, a predicted model, not a curated record